Trichomonas vaginalis G3 is the source of this 630-nucleotide messenger RNA. Its product is annotated as surface antigen family. The transcript has a single exon. The record is from RefSeq and is a predicted model, not a curated record. NCBI's taxonomy places the organism in Eukaryota, Parabasalia, Trichomonadida, Trichomonadidae. The annotation marks the transcript as partial.
AUGAUAACUAAAAUCGGAAAUAAUGCAUUUAAAGGAUGCUCAUUGUUAACAAGUAUCACAAUUCUAGGAAGCGAGGCAUAUAUUGGAAAUAGUGCAUUUGAAGGAUGCACAUCAUUAACAAGUAUCACAAUUCUAGGAAAUUUAGUAUCCCUUGGAGAUCAUGCAUUUUAUUUAUGCACAAACUUAACAAAUAUUCCAAUCACUGGUAGUUUAACAUAUAUUGGAAUAGAAGCAAUUCCAUAUUUGAGAACAAUCAAAGAUAUAACAUUUCGAGUGAGUUCUGCAACUAUUGUAGAUGAAGUAUUUCGCGACUACACAAACUUAACAAGUGUCACAUUGCUAGGAGAUGUAAAAUCUAUUGGCAAUAGAGCAUUUUAUAAUUGCACAUCAUUAAUAAAUUUCACAAUAACAGGAAUUGUGAAAUCAAUUGGCUAUUGGUCAUUUUCUUAUUGCACAUCACUCACAAAUUUAUCAUUCACAUCGAAUUAUGCACCUAUUGGAUACGCUGCAUUUUAUAAUUGUACUUCAUUAAAAUAUAUUUCACCAAUAUGGAGUGCAACAUCUAUUGGAGGAUAUGCAUUUGCAUAUUGCAGAAACAUAACAAAUCUCACAUUCACUGGAUGUUUAACA